CCCAGAAUGCACAGCGUCGCGUCGCUUUUUUCGAUUAAUUGUCGUUGGACUUCAUUUUACGCAAUCGUCAGCAGCUGUUUAAAAUGGCGCGUUCACGGGCAGGAAUCCACACUAACUGACGCCACUGACGGCCGAAUGGAUUGGAAUGGAACAGGCUCUAGUAGAACGCCAAGUUGGUCGACGUCGCCAUGCAAAAGGCGCAAGCGAGGUGAUCGGAGACGGAGAGCGGAGCACGACCUGCCACGACAGGCUGGCUUUCCAUUAGACGUAACGGGCAGAACAGACAGAUGGACGAACAUCGCCGUCUCAGAGGAACUUCUGAAUUCUGAACGACCGCGUGUCGCAACGUCGCGAAAACGACGCCGACUGAGCGGCGCGCCACGCCCGUGCCAAUGGAAAGCCAGCGCAGCCGUCUCGCAGUCGAUGUGACUAUCGUAUCAUGGUGAGAAUGAAAGAGGAAAAAUAUUACCUACACGUCCGUGCCAACGCCGCGCCGGAAAGGGAGGAGAUGCCCUUGUUUCCGGUAUAUGUACGCGAUCGCGACUCGAUCGAGAGCUCGAUUAGCGCCACCUUCGCUAUUCGAGUUUUACGGUGGGCUCUUUCAAACAUGUUUUACGCACAAGAUUAAUUGCUUUCGUGUAAUUUGGCUUGAAUUGGCCUAAAAAAAUAUAUAAUCG
Molecule: messenger RNA, 677 nt
Organism: Acromyrmex echinatior (Panamanian leafcutter ant)
Lineage: Eukaryota; Metazoa; Arthropoda; Insecta; Hymenoptera; Formicidae
Source: RefSeq, a predicted model, not a curated record